UAGAUCGUGUCCCAUUGAUUAGUGGAGAAAGUAGUGAAGAUGGAAGGAGGCGACAAUGCUGAAAAGAAGAAAUGUAUGUAUUAGCAGGGUGAUAUCAAUUUGUUCACCUCUUCGGACCAGCAGAGGACUUUGAUACCAGGAACCUGGCAGAUAGCAUGAAAAUUUAGACCUAAACCGAAUUCUUCUCCUACCCCUACGGCUUCUACCCUUCCCUGACAUUUAGUCCUCCAAACGCCCCUACAAAUGGAGGGGUAGGAAGAAACCGCUGGGGUAGUUGUGGCUGCAUUGCAAAUGAAGGAACAUGUUGGCGAUGGACCAAGGAGUGGUGGAGGAAUGGUUGUCAGAAUUUAAGACUCUCCCUGACAGUGCCAUCUCCACCUAUGCUGUCUCACUGAAGGACAAAGGCGCCCUGGUCCCAGCUCUCUACAAAGUUAUACGGGAAAACUACAGUGAUCUGCUGGAGCCGGUUUGUCACCAGUUGUUUGAGUUUUACCGGAGCGGUGUGCCGCAGCUGCAACGUUUCACGCUGCAAUUCCUGCCAGAACUCCUGUGGAGCUUCCUGUCCGUCAGUGCUGCCAGGGACCCCCACACCUCCGGCUGCAUCGAGGCCCUUCUGCUGGGCAUUUACAACCUGGAAAUAGUUGAUAAAGAUGGUCAAAGUAAAAUCCUGUCCUUCACAGUCCCAUCUCUCUCCAAACCCUCAGUGUAUCAUGAGCCUUCAGCCAUUGGCUCCAUAGCUCUCACAGAGGGAGCUUUAGCCAAUCACGGACAAAGCAGGGUGGUGUACAGCGGGCCGCACCUCCAGAGAGAAACCUUUAACGCACAGAACAGGUUUGAGGUGCUGACCUUCCUGCUGCUGUGCUACAAUGCUGCUCUCAGCUACAUGACAACCACCUCCCUGCAGUCCCUCUGCCAGCUCAGCUCCAGGGUGUGCAUAUGUGGUUACCCACGGCAACAGAUGCGGCGCUACAAAGGCAUCAGCACACGACUGACUGUCACGUCAGAGUUCCUGGUCCAGCUCAUCACAGGAAUCCAUUAUGCCUUAUGCAAUGGUGAGGUUGAAGUGGGAUCUAAAGCUCUGGAUGAUGUUCUCUAUCGAGCCCAGCUGGAGUUGUUCCCUGAAGCGCUUUUGGUGGGUAAUGCCAUCAAGUCAUCGCUGCACGGAGCAGCUCUGAAGAGCAACAACAAGGAGGGCACAAGGAGCAUCCAGGUGGAGAUCACCCCCACCUCCUCUAGGAUCUCCCGCAAUGCUGUCACUUCCCUCUCUAUACGAGGGCACCGCUGGAAGAGACACGAUGCAGUGGAUCUGGGUUCCCCGGAUGAGCUGAUGGAUAUCUCUGAGGUGGAUGAAGGCGAUUGGCCCGUUGGGCUGGGCUCUGACAUGACCCCGCCCACCAUCACCAUCAGCAACAGCGUCACGACAUUAAACCUCGGCAUAAAGGCCAUUAAGAAGUGUCGGCUCGGCGGGCGCAGCAGCAAAGACAAGGAAGCGGGGCCUCUAACAGCCGUCCGGGCCGCCAGCGAGAGCGCAGAGCUGUCUGUCAAGCGCCUGACACUCACUUCCAGCCAGUCUGUCCCGAAGGCCGGGGCUCUGACCAGCCUGACCCGCACUGCCAGCGCCGUUUUCUCCCGCUCUUUUGAGCAGGUCAACAGUGGCAACGGCCCCGCCGGCAACCACGUGGCUUCAGAGGCUGGCCGCUAUUCCUGCAGCCUGCAGGAGGAUGGGAUGGGGUACUUGAGUCCCAUGCCAAACCACACCCAGCGCUCCCCGAGCAUUAGCAUUCACCUUGGCUCUGACCUUUGAACCCUUUAGCACUCCUGACUGUAUGGACCCCUAUCUCUGAUUCUGUGACCCCGUGACCCCGUAUCUGUGAUCUGGAACUUCAAGCCAUGCCAAUUCUGGACCACAAAAUUGUGAAGCCUUUCCUUUCCCGCCGUUUGUCCCUUCUAAAAUAUUUUCGGUAUUUUUCCGUGUCUGUGCUGUAAACCGGCUCUAAACUUCGUUCAAACACUCAUGGCCGCCUCUGCUUUUCUUGUCUGCAGUCUUUUGUGAGCUUGACAGACGCCGGUCGUCAAAAAAAUAUCUAUAUAUACAAAAAAACGACGCCUUCAGUUCCACUGGAUUUAGUCAGAGUUGCCGCACGACUGAACGGUUGUGAAUGAAUGCACUGAAAACAAACGCAUCACUAGCAUUGGGAAAUAAAUCUUCUGGAGUUUGUUGCUCUGCAUGGCUUCUCUGUACAUCCAUCCUGGUGUUGCCCUGUUGUUUAGGGGCAGCUGUAACGGUAUCUGUGCACAACUGAAUGUGUGUGUGUGUGUUUGGAGAUGAGUGUGUGUGUAUAUAUUGUGCAUUUGUGUAACUGUUUUUAAAAACAAGGCUGCUGAUUGGUUGAUUGAUACAGUGAACACGGUAUGAUACUGUUUGAAGGAAAUGUUUCUACUACUUUUUUAUUCAUGGUAAAUACCUUCUCAUAGCAAUACAACUACCCUUCUAAUAUUUUUUUUGUCUGAUUUUUGCUUUUGAUUUGUUUUUUUUUUAAAAGUAAAGUCCAAAUUCUUCCUAAAAAAACACACUUUGUGCAAUAUCAAGCAUAAAAGUGAAUAAAAGGUUCUUUUUGUUUACAAUCAGACAGUAUUCUUGUCAAAAUGGAGAAGCAAUACUUACCUAGCCUGCUCUCAAAGCACCUUUGUUAAUUGCUGUCUAUUUGCUGAUUUAAAUACAUUCACUUUUCAAAUGACACCUGAUUUUAGAAUAUUUUGGGGAAUUAUAAAUUUGUAUAAUUAGCAAAGUAUUGAAUUUUGCACAAGGGAAAAGCAAAAUGUUAUUUUUCUCCUCAUGGUAUUUUAAUAAAAACAGAUUGCAAAUUGUAUUUUUCUGGGGAAAAAUGUCUUGAUGCUCCAAACAAAUUUAGUUUUUUUGCACCCUGAGCAGCAUGGAAUAAAACUGUCCUAAUUUUUUCUGUAGGUUAAAAAAUGUGAUGCCUUAAGGUUUUUUUUUUUUUUUUUUUAAGAAUCGUUGAGUGUUCAGUGCUGGGAACAUCACAUCAGGGGCAACGAGGCAUCUUUUCUGUCUUUGAAUCAACUCUCCCUUUCAAAUGUCUCUGUGUCCUCUUUCGUUUAAUUUUGUCAUUUCGCUGAGAUGCAACGAUCAAAAAGUGAAAAAAUAACUGAAAGUAUCUGCUCCCACUGAUGUUCUAAAUCCAGCAGCGAUGCUGCGUCAUCCUGAGGCAUACUUGUGUCAUGUCGUGUGCUGUAGCUGUUGUGUCCAUAGCUUUGGUGGAACGAUACCUAUGUUUCUAUGUAUGUGGGUUUACAGUAAAAAUUGUAAGCUAUUGUACAUCUUACUGUUAAAGGUGGUUAUAUUGGCCUUUAUAUGUUUAAAACAAAAGUAAUUCUCUGCUGCAACUUAUGGGGAAUAAAGUGUUUCUAUAUUUCA
This is a messenger RNA of Oryzias latipes (Japanese medaka), 3436 nucleotides long. It is a transcript of the gene hycc1, whose product is annotated as hyccin PI4KA lipid kinase complex subunit 1. Gene Ontology annotation, biological process: protein localization to plasma membrane; phosphatidylinositol phosphate biosynthetic process. The record is from RefSeq and is a predicted model, not a curated record. Gene Ontology annotation, cellular component: plasma membrane. Lineage: Eukaryota; Metazoa; Chordata; Actinopteri; Beloniformes; Adrianichthyidae.